AUGUCGUUUAACGUUACAAGUUCCUCUACUAGUGUUCCUGUUAUUCCUUCAUCUGAUCUUUUGACAGUCGGGGAAGUGAAAGGAUACAGUGCCGAAAAACUUAACGAAUUUUUGAAAGCGAGGCUAAAGAAUAUUGAUGUUCACAUAAAUACUAUCACUGAGACUCAACAAGUUGAUGGUGAUUCUUUUCUUGACUUAACUGCUGUGAAUUUUGAAAGGUGGGGUAUACCGGGUGGGCCAGCAAAAAAAAUUGAAAGGUUGAUUAAUGACAUUCAAGGAGAAACCACUACAAAUACCAGAUUGGUACAUGUCUAUGUUGAUCACUCAAAUAUUGUCAUUGAGGGAAAAAAGACUGUCAGUGCAUUUGAACAUAUUUUUGACAAAAACAGCAAGACAUACUACAUGAGCCAUAAUCCGGUAAUAGUUGGUUCAAGACCACCACCGAAUGAUUCUGGUGAUGACAAUAAGACGCAUACCAAAGAAAAACGGGUUGACACUGAAAUUGCGGUCUCUAUGGUGAUCGAUACUCUCAUUAAUAUUAAAAAUCCGGGCAUAUUGAUUCUUGUCUCUGGUGAUGGCGAUUUCGAACCAGCCUUAAAACUAAUAAUAGAGGCAGGAGAGUUAAAAGUAGGAAAGAAUAAAGUGAAAUUUAUGUCUUUGGAUCCAGAGUACAAGUUGUUUUCUUUUGGCUCUGGACCCGAACCCACAAACAGAAAAAAAUCUCUUGAUAUAUUCCAUAAUAACAAUCAGAUCUGGGAAAACAAGGAUCUGAUUGAUUGUUACAUUGGACUACAAUCAUCCUUCUGUUGGUGGCAUAGGACCGAUACAGACUUGAAAUUGGCAACACGUUGGUUGGAAAAUAACUUUAAGGAUAUUCAGAUGCGUUCCGAGAUUGCACGAAUGACAUAUACUAUCCAAACUGCACAUACUGCAUUCCCCGAAGACAGUGAAAGAUUUUAUAGAAGUCUUAAAAGAGCAGGGACUAGCAUAGAUGACAUCCCACAAUUUACACCAAAAACAUACCCCAUCGACGAAAAUGAUGAAGAUUUAAAGGAGUGUGUGAAACUCAUAAAAAGCAAAUUGAGCGUUUUGAAAUCCUUACUUCCCACCGACGCCGAAAGAGAACGUUGUGAAUACGUCGAAUGUUUCCUUGAUAUAGCAAUAAUUAUUGCCAGAAAGAACAAACGCAGUGCCGAUGUUGCCUUCAAGGAGGACUACAUUUAUGGAAUAGUCACAACUGCGGAAUUAUGGUAUUUUUUAAAAUAUAACAGUGAAGGAAUUUUUUACACAGGUAAAAAUCCGCUUAGGGUCGAAUUCAAUGAAUCUGCAUUAGAGGAUUCAAAUGAAGAACUAAAUUUACGAAAUAAUGUGAGAAAGGUUUUGGAGGUGAUAGUGGGAUUAUUAAUAGAUAAGGUAGGAACUAUCGAACCGUCUGUGAAAAAGGCCAAGUAG
Molecule: messenger RNA, 1452 nt
Organism: Funneliformis mosseae
Lineage: Eukaryota; Fungi; Glomeromycota; Glomeromycetes; Glomerales; Glomeraceae
Source: the annotation of a GenBank genome assembly